UGCGCUACGUGCCGCUGCGGACGCGCAGCCGCCCCGCCCGCCUCCCGCCGGCCCCGCACGGCGCUGCAGAAGCCCUGCCGGCGGCGGGGCUGGGCAUGGAGCGGCUGCGGGUGGAGGCUGCGGCCUUGGAGCAGUACGCGGAGUACCGGCGAAUUGUGGGUGGUGAUGAUGGAGGAAAGCUCUUUACCCCUGAGGAAUACGAGGAGUACAAAAGAAAAGUAUUACCAGUUCGGUUACAGAACAGGUUGUAUGUGAGCUGGAGAUCACCAACUGGCAUGGACUGUAAGCUUGUGGGGCCAGAGACGCUGUGCUUUUGUACUCACCGGUACAAACAACACAGAACGGACUAUGAAGUGAUUCCCAAAGACCGUCCUAUUUGUGUGCCUUGUAGAGUGAGCCGUUGCCUGUGCCAGUCCUAUCACUAUGUCCCUCUAAAUGGCACGCAGCCCAUCCGUUGUAGAUGUAAACAUUUUGCUGAUCAGCACAGUGCAGCACGUGGAUUUUCAUGUAACUCCUGUUCCAAGUGUUCGGGCUUUCAUAGUUGCUUUACCUGUGCAUGUGGUCAGCCAACAUAUGCUCAUGAAACAGUCGUGGAAACUAAACAAGAGCACUUAGCCCAAAGGAGGCCCGUGGGGCAGGAUGUUCCUUAUGCUGCUGUGGGAGGACUGACUGGUUUUAGUUCACUAGCAGAAGGCUACCUGAGACUUGAUGACAGUGGAAUAGGGGCUCCUUCUGCUGAACUUUUAGAAUCCCCCGUUACCAGCAUGGAUCAUCCAUUUCUAAAAGCAUUUGAGGGACCUUCUAGUUCUGCUCAAACCACCUCACAGAUAGCAGGUGAUUCUGGUGCCACAAGGCAAGUUUCUCAUGGAAAGCAUUCAGAAGAUGAUGACAUGGCUUACUUUGAAAAACGUUAUCAAGAACGGCUGAAAAAGGAGAAGGCUGCUAAACGGAAAAGUCCUGGGCCAUCAAAGAAGCCAUGAGAUUAAUAAAUAAACAUUUAUUAUAUGGCACCGUGUUAAUCGGUGUAUUGAAAGUAUUUUUCACUGUGCCUACCUACAUACUUGUAUUUCUGCAUUUCUUUAUUCUGUUGUUUUGUUCUAUUGCUGAAAUUAUUAUUUUUUAUUUUUUAGUUAUCUUCUAAUAAAAUUGAUGCUUUAGUCAGUGUGUUUCUAAUCUCCAGAAUUGUUAACAGAUACUCCUUUGAGAACGCAAAAUCAUAUUUAGAGACUUACAGAACUCUUAUUUAAGAUCUGAGAGAAUAACCAUGUAUUUAAGUAUUACAUUGUAUAAGGGCGAAAUAAAAUAUAUCUUAUUCUUAGACUUUUAUUAUUUGUCCUUAGAACUCAUUAAUGGAUUUUUGCUUGGUGGGAUUUGUUCUGUUAAUACUGACAUUUUAGUCUUUACUUUAAAUCUUUUCUUUUUCUGUCUGUUGGUUUCACUGCCUUUACAUAAAAUUCAAACAUACCCUUCUUCUUUCAUGCUUCUCUAGGCUCUCUUCUUGCUAUUGUAUAAAUGUUGUUACAUGUGAUAUUUUGUACGCUUGUAAACCCCGUUUCCACACAUAGCUCCUCACUAGCUACUUCGAAGGCAUGCUGCUUGUGUACUCUAUCCCAGAUUUCUCUGGCGGUACCAUUCUCCCGAUUCCGUUUGUUGAUGCUGUACAUAACAAUGAUUCUAUUACACUAAAUUUCUGAAAACAUUAAGUGGAAAUGGAUAUGGUAUUUAUUGCAUGUAAACAAAUAAUUAUAUGGUGUGUAAUACAAACUUAUUUAUCCAAGAGAUUCUCUUUCAUCAUGUCUAAUCCAACACAGAGUCCCUCAAGAAGGGAAAUGUGCUUUUGUAUUCUUUGUCCAUAAUCACAGCUGUGGUAGCAUAAUGUUGUAUUAAAGGUAGUGGACAGGGAAAUUUAAAAUUUGGUAACUUUGUGUGGUGGUUUAAGUCUGCAAAGAGCAAGAACUUGGUACAGAAUAACUGGCAGAGGCUGCAGUUUAGGAGGCAAAAGCAGAGCCUGAGCUGGCUUUGUGAGUGCCCUUUGAAAACAGAGAGGUAUAAGGCAGUUUGUCCUUAAAAAUGCUUGAAGGCAUCUCUUGGAUUGAAGACUUUCCAGGCGGUAUGUGUGUACUGAGUCUUUAUAGCAAGAGCUGGGAGAAGCUUACAAAGCUCUUCAUUCCCAUCAGGGAGAAUGCUUCUAUGUGCCAGCUUAGCAGAAGGGGUAAGGCUGAAAGCAUUUGGUGCAGGGCAAUACGCUUUUUUGUUUAGGUAUCAGCUGUGAGAGGGUAGGAGAGUUCUUGGGAGCGCAUGCAGGUCAUACAGUGGCUGAUGGAGACGGCUGGAACCCCAGUGAGAAAGAGAUGGGUCAGUUGCCCAAAUUCAAAGAUUGAAAGAGGCCGUUUACCUUAACUCUGACCUGUACUGCCAUUACUACAGAUGCCAGUCAGAGAGGUUGUAAUCUGUUACUUUAAUUUAAAUGCAUAAUAUAUCAAAGUGUCUAAUGAAUGUUUUAAAAGUACUUUACCUUUAAAUUCUAUGCUCUUACAUACUGCUUUAAUUUAAUAAAUAAAAAAAUUAACGUGAGCUCCCUCUUCUGGUCCAGAAGCAAUCAUUUCUACAGAUCCUCUGCUUAGUCUCAUAAAUAAGUGGGGAUUUCACAACAGAAUUACAAGAAACAAAUGUAAAUAACAUUGUUAAAAAAUUAUAGUAAAAAUGUUCCUAUUUCAGUUUUCUAAGCUUGUAAUAAUCUCUCUGUAGUGAAAGUUUAUUUGUCUUUCAUAUUUAUCCUCAUGGCUAUACCCGUUGGGCAAUACAGUUCCAGAAAUGUAUGUGUGUAUUUCAGAGAUGUAAGUUUUUCACAGCAAAAUACUCUUCUAGACAGAGGUUUUACUAGUUACAAAAACCCCUGUAUUUUCUGUUUCUUUUUGUACUGAUAACUUUCACUUUUAGGAAAUAACAUAUUGUGCAUUUAAUGACAUUUUGAGUUAAAAAUACUUGCCACUUUUAAAUGUUUGCUUUGCCAAAUGUAGUCUUACUAACUUGUACUUUGAUCAUCGUGAACUGGUUUUAUAAGUCAAUUUUUAAAAAAAUUAUUCUGAGUUUAAGCUUAUUUAACAUUUCCACCUAGGUGAUACAAAAAAAGUUAAUAUAUUUAUUUCAUGGUAUUUCUUUUUAGUUGGAAAACAGGUGGGAUCAUAAAAAUACCAACUGCAUUAAAUAUUGCUUAAGGGCUUGUGACCACUUUUCACCCAUGUUGAUGAUGUCCAAGUAAAAAAACCUAAUUUUCCUUAAUAGAAGAUAUACUUUUGACUUCUCGGUAUUCAUGUAGUACUUUUUUGUAGCAUUUUUAUUUGUACAUAUACAUGAAAAACCAGUUACAAUAUAUCUCACAAUGUUGCUGGCUGUGAAAACUGGACACUGAUGUCACAUCUUAAAUUUGGACUUAACUGGAAUUACUCUUAUUUUUAUGCUAAAAGAAAUAAUCAUAAUUUUGUAGGAUCAAAAUUGCAACCUCCAAUUCUAUUGAUAAAUCUCUUUGUACUUUUAUGAAAAAAGAACAUUUGUGUAAAGGUAAAAGCGGAGACCAAAUGCUAGUAUGUUUGCC
This is a messenger RNA of Falco peregrinus (peregrine falcon), 3595 nucleotides long. It is a transcript of the gene FAM221A, whose product is annotated as family with sequence similarity 221 member A. The transcript has 7 exons. The record is from RefSeq and is a predicted model, not a curated record. The coding region runs from base 96 to 980 and encodes 294 amino acids. NCBI's taxonomy places the organism in Eukaryota, Metazoa, Chordata, Aves, Falconiformes, Falconidae.